CCCUUUGGAAUUAGAGAGCGCCAUGGCCAACGAAGACUUGAGUAGCUGGAGCGAUCUCCUUCAUUCUUCCUCCAAGCUUCUCGAACAAGCUGCUCCUUCCGCUCAGUUCCCUCCUCUUCAGAGGAACUUAGACCAAUUAGAAGCAUUAUCUAAGAAGCUGAAAUCCAAGACACUAAGGACCGAGGCUCCUUCACAAUCGAUAGCUGCAACAAGGCUCCUUGCUCGUGAGGGGAUAAAUGCAGAGCAACUUGCAAGGGACCUGAAGUCAUUUGAAUUGAAGACAACUUUUGAGGAUGUUUUUCCUGUGGAGGCCACAAGUGUCGAGGAGUAUCUGCAGCAGGUUCAUGAAAUGGCAAUGGUAUCUGCUGUCCAGGAAGCUCAGAAAGACAAUCUUAGGAGUUUCAAUGACUAUAUGAUGAAAGUUUUGGAGGAGGAUUGGCAAAAGGAAAAGCGUGAUUUCCUUCAGAGUUUAAGUCGAAUUUCAACAUUGCCUAGGACAAACAUGCUUGCUGCCAGCAAUGUUGGUACCCACUCAGGUCAGGUUGUGUCAAUGGCUUCCGGUCCACAAGUUUCUUCUGGUGUGUCUAGCAUGGAUAUUGUUCCUCUGAGCAGCAGGCCUAUUAUGGAGAAAAAGGCAUCUCUAUAUGCUGAAGUUGUUAAGAAUCUUAAUAAAGCAAGGGAAUCUGGUUUACCAUUUAAACCUGCUGCAGCUUUCAGGGCUGCAUAUGAAAGUUUGGGCGUUGAAGCCAGUGGUGGAAAAUCAGUUACGAUGCGGAAGAUAUGGCACCUUGUUCAGAUGCUGUUGGGUGAGGACUCAACCGUGCAGAAUGUUUCUAAAAGGAUGGCAUUGAUUAUUGGGGCGAGACGCCAUCUUGAAUGGGGACAUGAGAAAUAUGUCAUGGAUACCAUACAAAGUCAUCCUGCACAAGCUGCUCUUGGUGGCGGCGUUGGGAAUUUGCAAAGAAUCCGUGCCUUCCUUCGGAUUCGGUUGAGGGAUUAUGGAAUACUGGAUUUUGAUGCUGGGGAUGCUCGGCGCCAGCCUCCUGUUGAUACUACAUGGCAGCAGAUAUAUUUUUGCUUAAGAACUGGGUAUUAUGAUGAAGCAAGAAAUGUUGCUCUCUCUUCCCGUGCUUCACAUCAAUUUGCUCCUUUGCUCACAGAAUGGAUUAAUACGGGAGGAAUGGUGCCAGAAGAGAUUGCUGUUGCUGCAAUGGAGGAAUGUGAAAGAAUGUUGAGAACUGGUGAUCGUGUAGGUCGAGCUGCAUAUGACAAGAAAAAAUUACUGCUGUAUGCCAUCAUAUCAGGUUCCCGAAGGCAUAUUGAUCGUAUGCUUAGAGACCAAACUCUAUUCAGUACAAUAGAGGAUUUCUUGUGGUUCAAAUUGUCAGCUGUGCGGGACUGCCCUAGUGGACCUUCAUCUAUUGUUCUAAGAGAUGGCCUGGUUCCAUACAGUUUGGAUGAUUUACAAACUUACCUGAAUAAAUUUGAGCCAUCAUACUAUACUAAAAAUGGAAAAGAUCCUAUGGUUUAUCCCUAUAUUUUGCUUUUAAGCAUUCAAUUGCUUCCAGCUGUGCUAUACAUGUCUAAGGAAACUGGAGAUGAAGGAUAUAAUGUUGAUGCUGCUCACCUAUCAAUUGUGCUAGCUGAUCAUGGUAUCCUCUCUGAAGGUGCUAGGCAAAAAUUAGGAGCGAUGGAUGCUUAUGCAGAAGUGUCUACCAUUAUCAGGCAGUAUGGAUCUAUGUAUUUGCGUCUUGAUGAUCUCCAAAUGGCAUUAGAAUAUUAUGCACAAGCUGCUGCUGCAGUGGGUGGUGGGCAGCUUUCAUGGACUGGUAGAGGUAAUGUUGAUCAGCAAAGGCAGAGAAGUUUGAUGUUGAAGCAGCUUCUAACUGAAAUAUUGUUAAGGGAUGGAGGAAUAUUCCUUUUACUCGGUCCAAGGGGUGCUGGAGAAGAAGGUCAAUUGGCUCGUUUUGUGACAGAUCCAAAAGCAAGGCAACAGUUCUUAAUUGAAGCUGCUUGCCAGUGUCAGGAGGCUGGGAUGUAUAACAAGUCUAUAGAAAUUCAGAAGAGAGUGGGGUCUUUCUCAAUGGCAUUGGACACCAUUAAUAAGUGCCUGUCUGAAGCUAUUUGUGCCCUUUUCCGUGGAAGGUUAGAUGGCGAGAGCCAGACAGCCGGGCUUAUCCAUUCUGGCAAUGAGAUUUUGGAGACAUACCAUUAUCAUCCGGAUGUCAGUCUUCAGGAGAGAGACCAUGUUUUUGAGCAGCAAACUGUGUUGAGACAACUUGAGUCUAUAUUGUCAAUUCACAAAUUGGCCAGAGUGGGGCAUCAUGUUGAGGCGUUAAGGGAGAUUGCUAAACUUCCAUUUCUUCCUCUAGAUCCUCGAGGCCCUGAUAUUGCUGUCGAUGUGUUCGAAAACUUAUCUCCUCAUGUCCAAGUUUGUAUCCCGGAUCUUUUGAAGGUUGCUCUCACUUGUCUGGACAAUGUGACGGACUCCGAUGGAUCACUCCGUGCCUUAAGGGCGAAGAUUGCGAGUUUCAUUGCAAAUAAUAUGAAGAGGAAUUGGCCCCGCGAUUUAUAUGAAAGAGUUGCCCAAAGGUUGUGAAGUAAAAUAUACAACGGAAUCUGUUUGGGCGAAGGUUUCUGUUGAAGUGUAACUGUAACCCCUGUAAAGAGUUGCCUACAGCCUAUAGGAGUAUGUAUUUCUAGGAACUAGAAAAUGUAAGUGAUAUACGCUGGUUAUGAAUUUCCGCACCCAUUUUUUAAGCUGGGGUACUGAGGACAUGUUUACGCAUGUAUGGUUAACAAAGAAUAUUUACUUUAA
Messenger RNA from Arachis duranensis, 2818 nucleotides. RefSeq names its product nuclear pore complex protein NUP93A. The transcript is spliced from 15 exons. Gene Ontology annotation, cellular component: nuclear pore. Gene Ontology annotation, biological process: protein import into nucleus; poly(A)+ mRNA export from nucleus. The record is from RefSeq and is a predicted model, not a curated record. The coding region runs from base 23 to 2599 and encodes 858 amino acids. Lineage: Eukaryota; Viridiplantae; Streptophyta; Magnoliopsida; Fabales; Fabaceae. Gene Ontology annotation, molecular function: structural constituent of nuclear pore.